AGUCGGCUGCCGCCGCGAGGCAGAACGUGCGGACCUAGCAGAUGAAACGGAAGGGUACCGUCACUAUUACACCAGAUCUCGAGGAGUGAAGACAGUCUUUCUUGUCUAAGCUCAGUCGAGGUAUGUUUUACUCUCGCGUUGUUUUACUUUCGUCUUUUCCUGAUGUGUGAUAACCUUACCAAAGAGGGUAAUCGCGAGACGUAACGUGUUACAACAUCGACCGUGUGCGUAUAUGAGAAUUCGAAGGAACGGAGAAACGCAACGACGAAGGGGGAGUAGUCAGUUUCCCUGAUCUAUUCCCUCUCGCGCGAGUAUUUCGUUGGUGCUCGGUGUUAAGAGGAAAGCGAACUGACAUUUUUGCCGAUAGGACUCACUCAGUGCAUUGUAUGUCGUACGAUUAAUCAGAGAGGACAUUGAACCUUUGUGCCAUCGUUUCUGAACUGUCAUAGGCGCCUCUCGGUGGAGAUCGCGCCAUCGUAUUAUCUCUCGCACUUCGAUAAUCGAACAAAUUUCGAUCGUCCCACUCAUGGAAAGUGAUCCAUUCGAGGAUCCACCUUACAGACGUUUCAGACGACGUGAUUAAGAAGCAAUACGCGUCGAACAGAGAAAAAGUUCUGAGAGACUGAUCGCGUGGACGGUCGAUCGUGCGCAUAUUCGUUUGGCCGAUCGUUACAGAUCCGCGCGUUACCGAUUCUCGUCGACUGGUUGACGCGUUCCACGCUAGGCCACGUGCGUUUUCUCCAUGGACAAUCCGGUGAUGACGAUAGAGUCUUCGUAACCGCGCUGACGAACAUUGAGCGUGCGCCGUCGAGACCCGAAGUCACGUGUGUCGCCACGAAAUUACGUUCUGUGUCGAACUUGGCGGAAAAUUCGUGUGCUCGCGAUCCUCCUUGACUCUUGAAUCGCCGAUAUCGUUCGAUUUCACGGCGGCGAUUCUGUGCGUGCGAUCGUAAGAGAGAAGCGGCAAACGUAAAAAUCGUAUAAAGAAAAAAAGCGCAAAAUAUCAAAAGUGCUAGUGCUUGAUCCACGAACAUUGAUUCGAUUACAGUGUCGAGACGAACAGAGAGCAGCAUCUAACAGUGCAUCAGCCACGAUCAAGAAAUGGCGAUUCCAUUUGUAAUGCCGUCCGACGACGAAGCAGGAGACCAGGGACAGCGGUUAGAACAACUGAUGCUUGAUCUAUACGCCGCUUUGCAACAGGUCCUCCGAAGCCGGGCCGCUCAGCAUGCAUCACGCAAUCAUCGAUUACCGCGACGAGCGGGCGACAAUCGGCAACCGGUGAUCCUUGUGGACUCGGACCUGUCCCGCAUGCCGCUGCCGGAUCUGGUGCUGUACGCAGUGGAGCAACUUCCGCCAGCGUCGCCGCAGGUGACCGUGUCCGCGCCUAGCAGUCCGACCAGGGACGUGGCAUUCCAGUUUCCGGAGUGCAGCAGCACCGGGAGCGAUCAGGCACCGGUGCCAAGCCCGAGGCCACGUCCGCGAAGACGCAGGCUUGCCUCCGAGGGUUGCGGCGCCUCCGCCAUGAAGAAGGGGCCCGUUGUCGAGCCAAUUUGCAACAGCUGCUGCGGCCACUUUGGACACGGUUUCAGCGGAAGACAAUGGGUGAACCCCGCCGAGAUCGGCAAGACUCGAUUGCCCGCGAACCCAGUGUUCGAGGACACCAACAACGCGAACGAGUCCAGCGACGGUAUCCUGUCGUUCUUUCCAGCCGCCCUCCGCGAGACACUGUGGACAACGAUGGCUCUGUACCUCGGUUGGCGGCUGGUCUCUCGUCUUCGAUAGAUGCGACAGAACGGUCGCGUCGUCGUCACGACGAGCGACUGCUCGGUCCCAAGCACCCGCAGAACAACCACCCACGCUUGGAACCACGUCAAGGACAGCCAGUACUACGAGCCGCUGUUUGGUAACCCAGAAACUGUUCCUUCCUCGCUCGUUGCACGCUCAACGUGCGCCCAACGGAUACCAUCGUUCUACGGUACCUAUUACUCCAAUAUCAUAAGACCGACGAUGGCUAACCAGCAGGAAGAAUUCUGUCUGGAUGGCUCCUGCUGGACGUCCUACCAGCGCGAUAUGUUGUACGAUCUAUUUUCUAUGUAUGCGUGUCUUACGCCGUCCGUAAUCGAGAAUGCACUGGCGUUGUAUCGUCCUUAUCUUGUCGACGGUGAUAUUUUGAAUAAGGACGAUUACGACGAUGAUGAUGAGGAGGAGGAGGACGAGGAGGAGGAGGAGGAGGAAGAGGAGGAGGAGGAAUACGGAUGCGAAGGUAUCGAUAGCGGUAUUGACGACGGUGACGACGAGAAUGACAAGGGCGGAGCUUGUCAGCUCGUUGUUUGUCAAGGAGUCAGAGUUACCUGAAGCGAAGUACCAUUUCGAUGUUUGUGUCCGGUGUUUGUUGUUCGACGAUAAUUCGAUGUAAAAGAAAGGGUACGCGACGCGACGUAUAUAUAGCUAUUGUAGCUUCUGGCCUCGACGACAACGACGACAACGACGUUGAGAGACUCGCGUCGCGAACCUCGUUUCUUUUUAUUCGUGUAGCGCAUCGAUGUUGAUCUAGCUCGUAGUAGUUACUCGUAGAUCAUUAGUUAGCGUGAUCUUUGCGCGAUCGGUUCGACGUAACAUCGAUCUCCAUGGUGCAUUCUCGGUCGCGGCGGUGCGUUUAUCGAUUACACCGACUUGUUCGUUCGAUCGCGCCGAUCGUGUCGCCUUCCGGUUUCGUUGCAUGACGAAAAAUUAAGGGGAGGGGGAAAACACAUGAGAGACGCGUCACACCGUGUGUGUUCUCGAUUGACGACGAAGGUGACGAUCGAAUUGUGACACACUGGUCUAGAUGAGGAUGAUGGGGAGUCAAGAACGAGAUCCAAAGAGGAUUUAACCGAAUAAUCAAAUGAUGAUCUCAUUACGGAUAUAACAUAAACAGAAUUAAAUAAAGUAGUGCGAUCACGGGAACGGGACAAGAGCCGAGCAGCUUCGUUCUUUCUCUCUUUUUUUUUUUUGUCUUCUACGUCUGUGUUUUAUCAUUUCAUUUUCUAAUUGUGGAUUUGUUGUCUGUUUUCUUUUUUUUUCCCCCCCCUUCUUUUUCGUUAUUUUCCGAAGCGAGACACCACUUUGUCCCGUUCCCAUCGGUAGGAAGUAUUUUGACGUGGCUUGUAGAUAACGCGGUUACCUAGCCGAUACAGGCAAGACAGAACUCUAUCUGGGAUAUAAUGAUAUAUGUACCAUGCUAUAUCGUCCCGCGAACGAUCGACGAUCCUUGACGAGAAA
This is a messenger RNA of Frieseomelitta varia, 3261 nucleotides long. RefSeq lists its product as uncharacterized. The record is from RefSeq and is a predicted model, not a curated record. Bases 1102 to 1782 code for a protein of 226 amino acids. The transcript has 3 exons. NCBI's taxonomy places the organism in Eukaryota, Metazoa, Arthropoda, Insecta, Hymenoptera, Apidae.